UUACAAGGACUUUAUGUUUGGCACUUUUAUUUGUGGCAUGGGCGAUAAAUGAUGUUACGGGACAACAAAACCAGCACAUUAAUACUAUACGAAAUCAAAUAAAAAGAUGUAACCUUUUGAGGUGGGAAAAAAUUUGCAGCAAACAAAACCGGGCCGUCGAAUGUCCACCACGACAGUGGCUAAGACGCUGUGAAAGGCAGCAUCAGCAAACAUGUCGAAAGCUUACUGGUCGGCCGUGCCCAGUAAUUGUUCAAGAGACCGUAUUACUCCCUCAUAUCAUAUUAAUUAACAACAGCGCCUCCCUGCCUCCUCCCAAGCCGGAUAGGGUACUGAACGUCCACUGGUUCAUGACCAGCUCCACGAAAGAAAAUGUGUUCUUCUCUCACACAGCUCUGCAGCUCGCCUUCAAGAUGUUAAGGCAGAUUACUAAUGGUGCAACUUCCUCAGAAAUAGAAACUGCUCUGCAAGUGGACCGCUAUGACAGCCAGCAGCUUACGGGGCAGCCAACUGAAGGAUAUAUGAUUGGUAUUUUCAAUGGUAUCUUUCUGAAAAGCCCCGCAAAGUCAUUCAAAAGAAACAUAAAUAGUCGAUUGGGUUCGAUUGAAGCAAUAGACCAGGAACACUUCCCACAACAGCUGAAAUUUAUCAAUAGUCGUAUUGCUCGGGAAACAGAUAACAAAAUAAUCGAUCCAGUGCAUAUUGAAGAUUACAUUGAAUUGGAUAAGCCCAAUAAAGUUGUUUCGAUCAAUGCGGCUGUUCUAAGUGCCCAAUGGGAGUUCCCAUUCCAAUCACAAAAGACUAAACCUAGAGAAUUUUACGGCAUUGAAAAGCAGCUGAUUGACUUUAUGCAAUUCGACAAGAUCCGGCUUCCGUACGCCAACUUGGAAAGCCAGAAAAUAGAUGCGCAAAUGUUGCUAAUGCCAUUCCUUCGCACCACCCGCAAUCUUAAAAUGAUGAUUCUUUUGCCCUCAAAGAAGAGUAACCCUGCAGUUAUUGUAUCGGGUCAAAUGGCAUUCUUUGGCAAAAGUUUGGUACAAAUAGCCAAACUCGCCAAAUACACGGACCUAGAGGUUCAAAUACCGAAAUUCGAAUACAAAUGCGAUGUUGAAUUAGUGCCGGACAUACUCGACGAUUUGAAUAUACGAAACAUUUAUCAGGAAGGCAAAGCUGAUUUUAGCCCAAUAUCCGAAAGUCCAAACCUUGCCCUCUCUAGUAUGAGGCAUAUAACCUACAUUCAAUUCAAUGAACACGGCAUAAACAUCGAUAAUGCGAAGAAGCAAACACUUAAUGAUGUGGCAAGCUUGGGUGGUAGCAUCAUUCAAUUCCAUGCCAAUCGUCCUUUCUUCUUCGCCAUACUGGACGAUAAUGAAAUUUAUUUCACAGGCCAAUUCGAGAAUUCCAGUUAAAUUUGAGAAUCAAACUAACGGUUCUUCAAGAAAAACACCGUUAAUUUUUUUUUAAUUUUCAGGCAAAGCUAGGUGUUUAGUUGGGAGAAAUAAAUCGUUGAAU
This is a messenger RNA of Scaptodrosophila lebanonensis, 1509 nucleotides long. RefSeq names its product serine protease inhibitor 42Dd-like. Gene Ontology annotation, molecular function: serine-type endopeptidase inhibitor activity. Bases 348 to 1406 code for a protein of 352 amino acids. Lineage: Eukaryota; Metazoa; Arthropoda; Insecta; Diptera; Drosophilidae. The record is from RefSeq and is a predicted model, not a curated record. The transcript has 2 exons.